AUGCAAGCGUAUUUAAGGGACGCAGUUCAUUGUGGUGAUCAUGGAAAGGUAUCAAGAUGUUUCUGUGCAAACGCUCUUUGCAUUAACGGUAUGUUCGCUUUCCUUUACACUUUUCUAGGAAAAUCGUCCAGUAUAAAUAAACAGGUUCUGGAGUCCUCGGUGGUUCCAGUCCAUGUCGCAACGAAAGCUCUUCAAGAUGAAUUCAAUUGCAAGAUCAAUGGCACCACCAUGACGCCCGAGAAACGAAAACUUUCUGUGUAUCUGGCUAACGCUUAUCGUACAAUCGCAACAACCGGCGUAUUUGGGUAUCCACCUAGUCAAAACAUGUAUCAGCUGAACUAUUCCUGCUUGGCUGAGGAGUACGCUAUGAUGCUCUGCAAUCAACAAGCACCACUCAAUCCUGUUGGGUAGAAGCUGUCCUCUGACCCAAUAGCAGCAGAAUUUGAAUUGUGGUGGGGCAAUCACGACUUUGGUGCCUUUAUCAACAGCACUGCCGUGUACAGUCCUAAUUUUGACUACACCGUAUUUUCGCAAAUGGUUUCGGGGUACGCUGUCAGUAUAGGGUGCACCGAUACGUGCUAUGGCCAAAAGCAGGUGUAUUGCGCAUUCGAUGUCUGCACAGCCAUGACUUACUUCGGCAUGAUCUAUGAAGUCGGAUCUGGUCCAUGUAUGGUCGACAGCGACUGCACCACGUUCUCUGGUUCAACGUGCAACACGAAAAAUGGACUGUGCAUCAAAAACCCAAACACUCCCCUUUGCCCGUCAAAAGUGUAA
Molecule: messenger RNA, 774 nt
Organism: Haemonchus placei
Lineage: Eukaryota; Metazoa; Nematoda; Chromadorea; Rhabditida; Trichostrongylidae
Source: the annotation of a GenBank genome assembly